Molecule: messenger RNA, 3479 nt
Organism: Gadus morhua (Atlantic cod)
Lineage: Eukaryota; Metazoa; Chordata; Actinopteri; Gadiformes; Gadidae
Product: mediator of RNA polymerase II transcription subunit 26
Exons: 3
Coding region: 311-2221 (636 amino acids)
Biological process (GO): regulation of transcription by RNA polymerase II; positive regulation of gene expression
Cellular component (GO): core mediator complex; mediator complex; nucleus
Molecular function (GO): transcription coregulator activity
Source: RefSeq, a predicted model, not a curated record
AGCCGUCUCUACGCACGUUUUCCCGGCAUGCUUUGUCCGACUGCCGUAGAAAAGCCUGCGGAGGAGGCCGGACCGAAGGCUACCAGUCCAUGGGUAGCCGAGCUCUAAGAGACCGCACUCAUUCCUUAACCGCGGAAUCACAGAUAAUAAGCGCCGUUGACGUCCACAACGGGGUAAUAAGCACCAUAAAACAUGGUGCUUAUUACCAUCGUGUGCAGCUUCGGUUAGGCGAGUGAGUGUCGGCUCGUCUGGCUCCGUAGCCGGAGUGUGUUUCGGGGGGAGAGGCUGGCGUCUAGACCCGCUGCCCGGCAUGACAGCAGCCACGGCGACCCUGCAGACCAUGAGAGACCGGCUGGUCCAGGCCAUCGAUGGCCAGAGCAAUCAGAUACGCAACAUGGUUGCCGUUAUGGAAGUAAUUUCCUAUUUGGAGAGAAAUCCCAUCACGAAAGAGGCACUGGAGGAAACCCGUCUCGGCAAGCUGAUCAACGACGUCCGCAGGAAGACCAAGAACGAAGACCUGGCCAAGCGGGCCAAGAAGCUGGUCCUCGCCUGGCAGAAGCUGAUCGAGCCCGGGCAGCAGAGCGACGGGGGGCUGUCCGCAGGCCUCGCCCCCACCUCAGGGUCUUCCAACGGCGCCGGCCCCAAGGCGGACGUCUCCCCUCCGCCGCCGGCCCCCGCCCCGCCGUCGGGGCGCCCGGCCCCCGAGCUGAAGAACCGCAACGACUUCAACAACUCCCUGAGGGCGGACAAGCCGAGCAACCGGAAGCGGCGUGCCGAGCAGCACAAGGAUGGAACGCCGCUGCCGCCGGCCAAGGUGGCCAAGAUGGCCUCCAACAAACCCCAGAACGCACAGCCGCCGCCGCCAUCGAACGGCACCGCCGCGGGCGCCGACGUGUCCACAGACGGUUCGGACUCUCGCGAACGUCCACCCCCGACGGCCAAGGAGGCGGCCUCUCACCCGGACGCUGACGGGCUCGGUAAGACCCCCGUCAGGGAACCCCCCCGGCCCCGGCCGGCGCACCACCCCGCCUCGCUGGGCUGCUCCCGGACCCCGCCCAGCGCGUCCAGCCUGCUGAAGGCCUCGCUGCUGCAGCAGCACGCCCGGCUGGAGCAGGCCUCCUCCGGGGGCCAGUGUCAGCCCCGUAGCCCCCGCUCGUCCUCCCACAGCCCCCGCACCCCGAGGCAGGACAGCGGGGGGGGCGGUGUUAAACAGACUGCCGUGAAAACAACAACAGUAGUAGCAACCGCCGGCGGCGUGGGGGUCCCCCUGUACGUGGAGACCCCUGGUCCGGGACCCUCGCUGCCGCCGCCCCCUCCACAGCCUUUAAACGCGCAGGGCCCCCUCGCCAACGACGUCCGGGCGACAGGGGAGGCCCUGGGCGCUCAGGGCGUCUGGGUCUCGCACACGCCGGGGUCUCAGCCCGUCCUGGGCUCCUCCCCCGCCCUGAGGGCCCCCGGCGGUCUGGAGGUCGGCGGUUCGGGCGUCGGCGGGCCGGGCAGGAAGAAGCGGAAGAAGUACCGGUCCAAGGACUACGUGGUGAACCUGGACGGACAGUCGGCACCCGGUGACGGCGCGAAGCCGGUCCGGUUAAAAGACCGGAGGCUGACCUUCGACCCCGUCACGGGCCAGAUCAGAUCCUGCCUCAGCAAGGAGCCGGGCCAGGAGGCGGAGAGGGGGGGGGAGGAGGAGGAGGACGAGAAGGACGGGAGGAAGAAGAGGCGAAAGAACCGGGGCGGCACCGGAUCAGAGGCCAUCUGUCCCGAGGCGCCGCCCCCGCCCCAACCCCCGCCCCCGCCCGUGCAACCCAGCCCCUUCCAGCAGACCAACUGGAAGGAGCUGUCGAGCAACGACAUCAUCCAGUCCUACCUCAGCCAGCAGAGCAGCGUGCUCACCACACUGGGGGCCCCUCGCGCCCCCGGGGCCCACUUCUUCAUGAACGAGUACUUGAAGCAGGAGCGGCAGGGGGAGGGCGGGGGCCCCGCCCGAGAGGCGAGGCGGGCGCACGUGGUGGCGGCGGAGGAGCCCGUCACGGAGCGGCCCGGCGAGUGCCGCGACGUGACCGCGCACGACCUCCGCCGGUUACACGGCGAGCACUGGCCCGGGGUGAACGGUUGCUAUGACACCAAGAAGCAAUGGUACGACUGGACCGAGUGCAUGGCUCUAGACCCGCACGGAGACGAGAGCCGGCUGAACAUACUGCCCUACGUCUGUUUGGACUAGGGGUGUAGGUGGGUCGACUCCCGGCUCUAAGCGGUGUCCUCAACGCCUCUCCAAUACAGGGGCGUGGUUUGGAUGUCUCGAAUUUCACAACCCUUCCCUGCUCCUUUGCACAUGGAGGGAAGCGGCCGACAGGUGGUUGGGGUUUGGCUUAAUCUGCACCAUCGCUCGUAGGUUUUAGAAGUCUUUGCGUAAGGCUGACGACUAAAGCAAGGCUAUGCAGAAUCCCCCGGGUCCAGAGCUGGUGGUUAACAUGACUGUAGAGAUCCGGCUCACAAGACCCGUAAUAGACUAAUAUAACUCCCCUUCCCAAGGUUGGUCAUCGUUGGCAUGGCUUAGGAGGGCUAGGUUGUUCUACGUUUAGUGGGAACACAUUCAGACGAUGAGAUGAUUAAGAAAAUUUUAUGGAAUUGUUGGGCACCGUUUUCACGUUUGGAAACGUUCAUAACUGACAGAUAUUUUUCCACUUUUAAAUCAUUGCACACUACCUCCUCCCGAUUCAACGUUGUCCUGAGAUACCUGGUCAAGUUACUUAAAAGCAUUUUUAAACUGCAAGUGCUGCGUCAUUAUUUUGGUUUUCUGUUGAUCCUGAAAUGUGAAUGCAGAUCCCAACAAUUCUACAAAAGAAUAACAAAGUGGUCUUCUCCAGCCUGUGUGAAUGCAGAUUGAUGGAUGUGAUACCAAACUGAUUCAAUCUCAGCUGGAAGGGUCUGUGCUGCUUCAACCAAAAAUGUGGCCAUCGCGUAUGAAUUCAAUAUUUUCUACUUGUUCGCUACCUAGUACCUAUACAAAGCUCUUGAUGCUUGGCUGAAACAUUUGUUCUUUGAUUAUGGACUUUGAUUAGCUUAUGCGAUGGCAACAUUCCAGACUGUUCUUAUUAAGCCAACACCAACCUAUCCUACACAGGGAAAUUAUCAACCAAUUACACAUUUUUAUAAUGUGAAUCCUUAUUUUCCUCUUGAUGGCUGUUUUGGUUGUAAAAUAUGAAUUCAAAAUGGACGCCAGGGGAUUAUACAAUAAUGCAUUUUGUACUGUGAGGAAAGUGGAAAUAUAAUAAUAUGCUGGAAAAUGUACUUGACACCAUUCCUUUAAAUAUCGUUUGCCUUAUGGAAACCUGGGAUUUCCCUAAAACAGAGCCUUAGUGAAUGUACAGAAACAGCCUUUUGGGUUCCAUCGAACACAAGAGAACAUAUUUGCUACUAAGUCCUUUUCAGUGGACGCGUUGAUAUGUGUUAAUAAAAAAAAAUGCUGAAAUUGUGAA